AUGUCAUUUUCUCUUCGCCGGCCCAGUGCCUCUCACAAGCUCUUGUUUCGUGCUUAUUCAGUCAAACCCACCCCACCUAAAAGAUCUACUUCGUCUGGGAUUCUACCUCCCCCUAAACUGAAUUACGAAGGCCUAGUUCAUGCGGAUCAGGUCACCAAUGCGAAGGACAGAAAUGUAAACCUCCCGGAACGAACAUUUGAGGCUCUUCGUAGAGAUUUGGAAGCAUGGAAAACGACGACUAGGGCGGCGGAUAAUCUCAGAGCCAGGCAGUCACACAUCGGCAAUAGUGUAAGAUCAGCGGAAACACCCGAGGACAAGGAAAGUGCAGUUCGCAAGGCGCGCACUUUGAGGGACUCUGUCAAUGCACAUGAACGUGAAAUUCUACGACUUGAGAAAUCACUCCUUGCUCAUGGACUUCGUAUUCCCAACACUUCUCAUCCCAAUGUCCCACUCGGCCCCGAGCCCAAUGCACGAGUAAUAUCCACACAUGGCCCAGAAUUGAUCCCUAGUGAUCCUAAAAGGGACCACAACCAACUUAAUGAAAUCCAAGGAAUGAAAUUCUUCGAUCGAGACGCUGGCGUGAUAUCCUCUGGUGCUGGAUUCACUUACCUGAGGGGAGGCGGUGCCCUCCUGGAAUUAGCGCUCAUCACAUAUGCGAUGGGGGUUGCUGUACGAAAAGGUUUCGAACCUAUCAUUACGCCAGAUAUUGUCCGGCGAGAUGUGGCCGAUCGAUGUGGCUUUAUUCCACGAGACGAGGAAGUUAAAGGUGAUGAAGAAAGUGAAAUAAAGACCCCUGAACAAAUGUAUGGGGUGCAAUCCAAGCAUGAGAAUAGUGAGGCAGGCCUCGUGUUGGCCGGAACAUCAGAGAUUCCAUUGGCAGCUAUGCACGCUCAAGCGCUGUAUAAUCCUCAAACACUGCCUCGUCGAACGGUUGCGGUUGGCCACGCAUUUCGGGCAGAGGCAGGCGCUCGUGGCAAAGAUACUCGAGGGCUAUACCGAGUACAUCAAUUCACCAAGGUCGAGUUAUUUUCAGUCACUCCUGGCGAAGCAGUGAAGCGCAUUGAUGGUCAGACUAAAAUGGACAUCGACAAAGCCAGCGAUCAGGAGCUCGAGUAUCUUCGUGAAUUACAAAUCGAGUUAUACACGGGUUUAGGUAUUCCCUUCCGUGUUCUUGAUAUGCCAAGUGAAGAACUGGGAGCCCCUGCGCAUCGAAAGUACGAUAUUGAAGCUUGGAUGCCCGGUCGAGGCGCCUGGGGAGAAAUCUCUUCCGCCUCAAACUGCACAGACUACCAGUCUCGCCGACUCCACAUCCGUCAUAGAUAUGCUCACGACGAUACUUCAGCAACCGGACCACUCCCUUAUGCGCAUACCUUGAAUGGCACUGCCGCGGCUAUUCCGAGAUUGAUUAUUGCCUUGAUCGAGAAUGGAGUUAGAUUCAAGGACGAGGGUGAUUUGGAUUACCUCGUCCUACCCUUUGUAUUACGGAGGUACUGGGUUGGUGGCGAUAAGUUUGGGGAAAUCGAGAUUCGUUGGGAAUAG
This is a messenger RNA of Rhizoctonia solani, 1539 nucleotides long. RefSeq names its product threonyl-tRNA synthetase. The transcript has 4 exons. Gene Ontology annotation, biological process: mitochondrial seryl-tRNA aminoacylation. Gene Ontology annotation, cellular component: mitochondrion. Gene Ontology annotation, molecular function: tRNA binding; ATP binding; serine-tRNA ligase activity. The coding region runs from base 1 to 1539 and encodes 512 amino acids. The record is from RefSeq and is a predicted model, not a curated record. Lineage: Eukaryota; Fungi; Basidiomycota; Agaricomycetes; Cantharellales; Ceratobasidiaceae.